Messenger RNA from Oldenlandia corymbosa var. corymbosa, 1434 nucleotides. Lineage: Eukaryota; Viridiplantae; Streptophyta; Magnoliopsida; Gentianales; Rubiaceae. The record is from the annotation of a GenBank genome assembly.
AUGGCAGCAGUAGCAGCAGUACCCGCACCGCAACAAGCACCCCAGCCAGUUUCUGCUCAAGUUGUUGGAAAUGCUUUCGUCCAACAGUACUAUCACAUUCUGCACCUCUCGCCGGAGCUUGUUCACCGGUUUUAUCAGGAUUCCAGUAAGCUUGGUCGGCCUGGUGAUGAUGGCAUCAUGAGCAACACCACCACUAUGCAGGCUAUUAAUGAAAAGAUAUUGGCGCUCAACUAUGCUGAGUACAGAGCUGAGAUCAAAUCUGUUGAUGCGCAAGAGUCUCUCAAUGGUGGAGUGCAGGUCCUCGUGACGGGAUAUUUGACCGGGAAAGACAACAAUAUCCGCAAUUUUACCCAAACUUUCUUCCUUGCUCCACAGGAUAGGGGUUAUUUCGUUUUGAAUGAUAUCUUUCGAUACGUUGAAAAUGGAAACCAGCAGAAUGUGAACCCCAGUUCAGUGGCAAAUAAUGAUGUGGCUCCUGUUGCUCCAGAACAAAAUCCUCCCCAGCCUGCUGCGCAGGAGAAUAAUGUAUCCGAAAUAAGCAGUCCUUCAACGGAGGAGGUUAAUGGUGGGGAAGUUUAUAACCCACCGGAGGAGAAUGGAGAUGUACCUAUUACUGACGAGGAGGUUCCGGUGGAGGAAGUGGUUGAUGAACCCCAGGAUGAGUCGCAUCCAGUGGUUGAAUCGAACCCGAAGAUUGAAGACACCCCGAAGAAGUCAUAUGCCUCCAUUGUGAAGCAUCUGAAAGAUAGCGAUGCAACAUUUUCAUCUCCUACUCCCCCUCCCAGGAAAGCCCUAACAAAGAACCAAGAUCAAGUUAACCCUCCUGCUGAACCAGAAUCUGACGGACUGGUCUCCCGUUCUGAUGCUGUUGAGAAUGGGAAUAAUCAAGAGGGAGAAGCUGAGGGCUAUUCAAUUUAUAUUAAGGGUUUGCCAAUGAAUGCUACUGUGAGCCUACUUGAGAAUGAAUUCAAGAAAUUUGGGCCUAUCAAGAAUAAUGGCAUUCAAGUUAGAAAUAGCAGACCAUCCGGCUUUUGUUUUGGUUUUGUGGAAUUUGAGGUGCCGAGUGCUGUUCAAAAGGCAAUUGAGGCUUCACCAAUUAACAUCGGUGGCCGUCAGGCUGUUGUUGAGGAAAAGAGGUCCACAAAUUCUCGAGGAACUAGUCGAGGAAGGUUUCAGUCUGGCAGGGGUUCAGGAUUCAGAAAUGAUGGAGUAAGAGGACGUGGAGGCUAUGGUGGUGGGAGGAACUAUCGAGGUGAUUUCAAUGGCAGGAGUGAGUUUGGUAACAGAGGUAGUAACCGGGGGGCAUCAUCAAACCGUGGUGAUGGAUAUCAAAGAUCGGACAGUAAUGGAGGUCGCAUGAACCGCUCCAGUGCAGGAAGUAUGGCCAAUGGAACUGCGAAGAAUAUGGCACCUCGGGUUUCUGCUACUGCUUGA